Ananas comosus (pineapple) is the source of this 900-nucleotide messenger RNA. Its product is annotated as FK506-binding protein 4-like. The transcript has 5 exons. The record is from RefSeq and is a predicted model, not a curated record. The coding region runs from base 1 to 900 and encodes 299 amino acids. Lineage: Eukaryota; Viridiplantae; Streptophyta; Magnoliopsida; Poales; Bromeliaceae.
AUGACGAGCGCACCGGCAGAGGAUGAGUGCGGCAGGUCCGCGGGGGCUAGCGCUCUCGUCGGUAGGCAACAGGAGGCGGCGGCGACGGUAGUCUAUGAUGCCCUAGCCGCGCCAAGACGUGUAGAGCACGAGCCCAGUCCGGCCGAUAGGAAGCUCCGGCGGUGGGGGCGCCGGCGGUGGAUAUGUACGGCCGGCCAAUCAGAGCCGGUGCUUACGCUGGCUGUCGGCGGAAGGCGGCGAAGAAGGCGCGUGGAGAGGCUCAGCCCGCACAAAGCCCAACCGGAUUCUAUCUCUAUGUCAUCUAGGCAUGAAAAAUCGUCUACGGAGAAUUCAUCGGAUGAAGAGUCGGAUGAAGAUGACAUGGUCACAGCAUAUCAACAAUUGGUCGUCGAAUCAAAGAAGGUGGCAAAACAUAACAAGAAGCUGCGGCGGAGUCUACAUGACUUAGAACAAGAGAAUUCAAGAAUGGCCUCGUUGUCAAAGGAUCUAGAACAAGAAAGAGAUGGUUUGACUAAGGCCUACAAUUCUUUAUUUGAGAAGUGUACAUUGCUUGAAAAGGAAAAUGAGUCUCAUACGUAUAUUGAUCAAGCGAUGAAGAAAGAUGACGAACAUUCUACAAAAGUGGUUCCUAAGCUUUAUGGUCAUGUGAAAAGGGUUUGCAAACAAAAGGCUAAAAGCCCCACUACACCCUUGGAUCGGAAGGCACAAUGGAAAUCAAAGAAGGAUGAUCCUAAGAACAAACAGACAUGGAAACCAAAGAAGGAAGAUCCAAAGACAAAUGCAAAGCAAACUUGGAAACGGAAGAAGGAUGAUCCUAAGAAGAAAAUUGCUCAAAUCGUCGACAAGCAACAUAUUUCGCAAUCAAGUCGGCCAACGCAACCCAAAACACGUAAGGUGUAA